CAAAAAUGUCGACCAAAAAGAAUAUUUAUUGUUUAGUAUUCUGGAAAGAAGAAAAAUCAUUUAGUGUAAUCGAAGAACAAAAAGAAUUAGUAAAUAUUGGUGAAGGAAAGGAAACCGACCUUGUUGUAAAAGGAACGUCAUAUAAAAUUAUACUAUUAGCAAGAAGUGAAAAUAAAAACCAACUGAAGAAGAUGGAAGUUUCUAGAGAGGGGAAAAUAUUGAACAAGGAAAGUUUAUCAAGAAAUGUUUCCAAACGAAAUGUCAACUCAGAUGAGACAAAUAAAAAGAAGCGACGAAACGCUGUUGAAAAUGAAAUGAACAAUAAAAUUUUUCAAUUAGGUUCAUUUGCUGAUGUGGUAGAUGCAACCAAAAGCUCUAAGGAAAAGAGUAAUAUUUAUGUCAAUUUUAUAUUCUUUUAAAACUAUA
Molecule: messenger RNA, 426 nt
Organism: Leptopilina boulardi
Lineage: Eukaryota; Metazoa; Arthropoda; Insecta; Hymenoptera; Figitidae
Exons: 2
Coding region: 6-419 (137 amino acids)
Source: RefSeq, a predicted model, not a curated record